Messenger RNA from Spodoptera litura, 649 nucleotides. It is a transcript of the gene Rpp21, whose product is annotated as ribonuclease P protein subunit Rpp21. NCBI's taxonomy places the organism in Eukaryota, Metazoa, Arthropoda, Insecta, Lepidoptera, Noctuidae. Gene Ontology annotation, biological process: tRNA processing. The record is from RefSeq and is a predicted model, not a curated record. Gene Ontology annotation, cellular component: nucleolar ribonuclease P complex.
CAAGUGUUCAGGUUCAGUUGGGUUCAGUGAAUAAAUACUAUUAUGUACAAUUGUACAUAUUAAUAUACUCUAUGAAAUACAAUAUAAUUAGAACUUGGACGAAAAUAAAUUCAUUGUCCUAAGAUAAUAUUGUGUGUACUUGGCUGGAUUUGUAAACCAAUUCAACAAUUUGUAUUUUGAAUAUUCGAAGCUAUGGCAUCGCAGGAGCCCGAAAAGAAAGCAGAUGUAAACAGAGUAAAAAAGGUUCAUGGAAAUGAUUCCUUUCAACGAAUGAAUUUUCUGUACCAAAUCAGUAAACACAUAGCAGACAAGAACCCAGCUUUAUCAGCUUAUUAUGGAAACCUAAUAGUUGGCGUAGCUAAGAAAAUGGUUUUGAAAAUACAUCCAGAUAUUAAACGGCAAUUUUGCAAAAAAUGUCGAUGUGUUGCCAUCCAUAAGGUAACAGCCACAAUGAAAGUAAAAAGAAAAAAUAAAUCAAAAACCAUUCAGUGGACUUGUGACAUCUGUGGUACCAAGAGAAAUUUUCCCGCCAAUGAAAAACAUGACCACAGAUUAUGGCUAGAAAAACCAGAGGCUAUACUUGAAGUUAUUAAUUAAUAAAAUUGUUAUAACCACUUAUAAUUUUAUAUUUGGUAUGAAAUAUAAAUGG